Chlamydomonas reinhardtii is the source of this 2288-nucleotide messenger RNA. RefSeq lists its product as uncharacterized. NCBI's taxonomy places the organism in Eukaryota, Viridiplantae, Chlorophyta, Chlorophyceae, Chlamydomonadales, Chlamydomonadaceae. Gene Ontology annotation, cellular component: Golgi apparatus. The transcript has 11 exons. Gene Ontology annotation, molecular function: arabinosyltransferase activity. The coding region runs from base 102 to 2051 and encodes 649 amino acids. Gene Ontology annotation, biological process: cell wall pectin biosynthetic process. The record is from RefSeq and is a predicted model, not a curated record.
GUGCCAAGUUUAGGACAGUGGCCAACUUCUUUCGCCGAGAGCGCCAAACCGCGACCAUGCGUGCUGUGCGCCGGGCCAAAGGGGGUUGAACCACAUGCAAGAUGUCAAUCACUGUCCUUGUUUUGUUAUUGGCGGUCGCUGCAGUAGCCGGUGGCACGCCUGUGCAGCACGAAUGGCCUUCCUGGUUUGUCCAGGAAGGGUCGCCUCACGUACUUGGCGCUGGGAGUAGAGGGCUGAAGCAGCAGCAGCAGCAGCCAGCAGGAGGGCACUGCGGGCCGCUCACCAAGGAGCUGGUGCUGGGUGUGGCCAAGGAGAACACGGUGCUGGUGACCGUGAUCGACAAGAUUGUGUGGGCGCAGCUGGGGCCCAGCUAUGUGGAUAACGUGCGCGCCGCCAACAUCAGCUACUGGCUCAUUGCGGCGCUGGACCCCGAAACGUCGCUAGGGUUGGGGUCUAUGGGGGCGGUGGGGCACUGCUUCAACGCGCCCGCAGACCGCCUGGUGUACAAGGGCUCAGAUGCACAGUACAAGUGGGGCAGUAACCACUGGACCCAGACCACUUGGAACAAGGUGCACAUGAUGAAGGCGGUGUACGAGUUCGGUGUGCAUAUCAUCCACUCGGACACGGACGUGGUGUGGUUCAGCGACCCACUGCCCUACUUCGCCGCGCGGCAGCGUACCAGCCCGGUACACGUGGUGAUCGCCACGGACGCCGUGCAGACGCAGAACGUCAAGGGGGACACGGGGCUGGAGAUAUCCACCAACCCACACACGAACAUCAAUACAGGCAUCUACUUCAUGCGGCAAUGGCCCGGCGGGCUGGCGUUCUUCGACGUGUGGCUGUCUUUUCAGCCCAAGAACGUGGGCCACGACCAGGACGGCUUUAACACGCUGGCCCGCGGCCACUUCUUUCGCGGCGACCCCGCCAUGCCCAAGGCGGUGCUGGGGCCCGACCCCAGCGCCCGCCUCUACUACGCCGCCUUCAGCAACACCACCGCCAUCUCCUUCCUGCCCGCAUCCAUGUUCGCCAACGCCUACACCUACGUCAACGCGCGGCUGUGGGAGAAGCUGGCCCACCCUCUGUACGUGGUGCACUGGGUGUGGGGCGGCAGCACCAUGGAGAGCAAGCGCCAGAACAUGCGCGACGCAAUCAAGUUCCACGACCCACCUGAAUACUACACCUCGCCAGACCUGGUGACCUUUGACCUGGACCUGCUGCCGAUGCCUGUCGGGUUCAACAACUGGGAGCUCCAGCGCACUGAGGAGAUGAUCCGCUUCCACGUCCAAGCCGCCAACUAUCAGCUGCAGCAGGCCUACUACGCCUUUGCCAUCGCGCUCAUUGCCAACCGCACGCUGGUCAUGCCGCGGUUCCAGUGCUACUGCUCUAAGAACUGGUACCAAACUCAGUCGUGCCGCAUCAACCACGAAACCGCCACCACGUUUCCCUUCACCUGCGCGCUGAGCCACGUGCUGCGUGCCAAGAAGCUCAACACCGGCCAGUUUGCCCUGCCGCCCGACGCCACUGAGUAUGCGGGUCACAAGGUGCUGGUGCGCGAGUACUCCUUCCUGGACAACCCCAAGGUGCCGGACGACAUGAAGAAGUCGUUUGUAGAGGUGGUUCCGUCGGCGCUGCCGCGCCCGGGCGGCCUAAGGCUGGACCAGCUGGUGCUGUCCACCGAACCCGCGCCGCGGGGACACGGUCGCCGUGUAACUGUGGCGGCGCCGCUGUCGGACCGGGAGCUGCGGGCCGUGCUGGCCAACAUCAGCACAGCGGCGGGCGGUGCACGUGUGCUGCACUUCCCGCAGCCCGUCCGCAUCUUCAGCGGCUUCAACAACCACGCCACCUGGGACCGAUUUGACGAGCUCAUGCAGCGCCACACCACACACUGGUGCUGCCGCAGCCCGCCAGACAUGAAGGCCUACAACCUGACGGAGCGGCUGCAGCUGGUGGCGCUGCCGCCCGAGCGCUACAAGAGCCUGCCGCCGCUAGAGGCGCGAACCAGCUACCUGCACACACUGGGGCCAUGGCAAGGGCUCAGCAAAGGGACGUAGCGCUGCCCACUGACAAGUGUGCGGUGGUUUCAAGAAUACACUAGCGUAUGGACAGCGUGGAAGAUGCGAUGAUGGGAAGCAAAGGGCAAGUCCGAGAGUCGCGCAAUGUUGCAGGAGUAUGUGUGUAGAUGGGUAGGUGCGUGUGUCUGGCGGUGCGGGGCUAGAGAAGCGAGAAGACAGUGUAGGACUUCAUGGUGUGGGACUUGAACUAGGAAGGAAUCUGACGGUGCUUAAUGA